Molecule: messenger RNA, 817 nt
Organism: Cephus cinctus (wheat stem sawfly)
Lineage: Eukaryota; Metazoa; Arthropoda; Insecta; Hymenoptera; Cephidae
Exons: 4
Coding region: 132-632 (166 amino acids)
Biological process (GO): protein folding; chaperone-mediated protein complex assembly
Cellular component (GO): cytosol; nucleus
Molecular function (GO): protein-folding chaperone binding; Hsp90 protein binding
Source: RefSeq, a predicted model, not a curated record
AUGAAACUGCAAAAUUAUUUGCUGACCAGUCAUUCGCUACUUCCCGUGUGUUCGCAAAGCCACUCUUGCUAUUAGAGAAAAUACGAAAGAACAAUUUGAAUUUGUGGAUAUUGAAUUUCACAUAAAAUAUUAUGGAUUGUCCACCCCUUCAUAGUACUUUAUACAAUCCUAAAGUUUUGUGGUAUCAGAAUGAUUUUGAAGUAGUGAUUCGUAUAAUGUUACAGGAUGUAAAGAGUUAUUUUAUUCGUGUCGAAUUGGAUGAAUUUGUAUUUAGUACAAUUAUCGACGAUAAAAAGUAUUGCGUAUUAUUACAACUGUAUGGAUCCGUAAAUGGUGCAGAAACGAUUCACUGUAAUUUGGGAAGAGAAAUCAAGAUCAAUCUUCAGAAAGCUCAUAAAUAUUUAGCUUGGACACGACUUUAUCGUGAUAUAGUGAAGAUUCCACACAUAAUUCUUGAUCCUGAUCAUGUAGAGCCAUCUCACGAUAUCAAGAAAGAAAUAUUAUCUUUAGGAUAUAAAAAAUUGAAAGAAAUUAAGAAUCAGCCAUAUAAUUUAAUGAAUAUAAUGCCUGAUGUGCCUUCAUCUGAUGAAGCAGAGUCUGACGAUGAAUGUUAUGAUGCUUUAUUUGAUUAAAGCAGCAUAACAAUUGGAUUCAUAAUAUAAUUUUAUACUAAUAAAAAACGCAAUAUUAAAUAUUGCGCGCAAUUAUAUUAAAGAUUUAUUGAUAUAUAUUUGUACAUGUGUAAAUCAUCUCAUACCAAAAUUUAAUCAUGUUACUUUAAAAAAAAAAUUAAAGGCAUUAUAUACGCAUAGAAAAA